CAAAACAAUACAUGCAAAAAAAAAAAAGAUAGUAGCCAUAGCAAGUGAGACAAGUACUAUAAACUACACUUUCACUUUUUGUAGUUUUAAGAUUUUGUCCUGUUUUUGCAAUGGGUUCUCGUCAAAUUCAACAAGAACAACCAUGGCUGUUGGAGAAUGGUAAUCCAAAGGUCUUGACCAAGGAAGCUAGACAUGGACAUGGCCGGAGCCGGACCGCGCAUGGCAUGUCUUCUUCUUCCUUGCGCAAGAAAUCUGAUCACGCUCUUGUGUCAAGGAUUCGAUGUGCUUCGCUCCGGAACGUUUUGGUUAACAUCCAAGAGGUUAUUCUUGGUACCAAGCUGUCCAUUCUCUUCCCUGCCAUUCCUGCUGCCAUUGUUGCUCACUACCUUGGCUUAGGAAGACCAUGGGUUUUCAUACUGAGCUUACUUGGCCUCACUCCACUUGCUGAACGUGUGAGCUUUCUCACAGAACAAAUUGCCUUCUUCACUGGUCCUACAGUUGGAGGACUUCUUAAUGCAACAUGUGGGAAUAUUACUGAGCUGAUCAUAGCAAUAUUUGCUCUUAGCAGCAACCAAAUUGCUGUUGUCAAGUAUUCUCUUUUAGGUUCCAUCCUUUCAAACCUUCUUCUUGUGCUUGGAACCUCUCUACUUUGUGGUGGCAUUGCUAACCUUGGAGUUGAGCAAAAAUAUGACAGAAGACAAGCAGACGUGAAUUCACUAAUGCUGCUUUUGGCAUUGUUAUGCCAUUUGCUUCCAUUGCUAUUCACAUUCAGUGCUGCAUCACCCGAACUCACAGUAGAGCCUUCACUCUACUUGUCAAGAUCUGCUAGCAUUGUGAUGUUGGCUGCAUAUUUUGCUUACUUGAUCUUUCAACUAUGGACACACAGGCAAUUAUUUGAAGCUGAAGAUGAAGGUGAAGGUGAGAGCAAUGAGGCAGAAGAAGAAGCUGUGAUUGGAUUUUGGAGUAGCUUUGGUUGGUUGGCUGGAAUGACUGUGUUCAUUGCUUUGUUAUCUGAAUAUGUGGUUGAUACAAUUCAGGAUGCAUCAGAUUCAUGGGGUUUGUCUGUCAGUUUCCUCAGCAUAAUCUUGUUACCAAUAGUUGGCAAUGCAGCUGAACAUGCAGGAGCAAUCAUUUUUGCAUUCAAGAACAAGCUGGACAUUUCCUUAGGUGUUGCAUUGGGCUCUGCUACUCAAAUUUCAAUGUUUGCGGUUCCUCUAUGUGUGAUUGUUGCAUGGAUAAUGGGUGUGAAAAUGGACUUGAACUUCAACCUCCUUGAGACAGGUUCUCUUGCUUUGGCAAUUAUAGUCACAGGCUUCACUUUACAGGAUGGUACUUCUCACUACUUGAAAGGCCUUAUUCUCCUACUUUGCUACUUUGUUAUUGGUGCUUGCUUCUUUGUGCAAAGAACACCCAAUGACCCAAAUGGUGUUAAUAACAUCACAAUUAAAUCAGUCACUGAUUCAGUUUUAAGUGCCUAAUAGGCUUUGGCCUAUUUUGAUUCCUUCCUUAAAUGAAGGAUGGGAGCAUAUAUCCAAACUCAAAUGCAGAUUCAAUACAUUGGUUAUUGGUUCAUUUUGUCACAUCCAGAUAGGAGGGAACAAAAAGUUUGCAGUGUGCUAUGAAAUUUUAUUGCAAGCUUUGUGAAUAGGCCUCUUAAGAUUUUUUUAAUCAUAUGUUUUUGUGUCCUAUUGGUAUAUGAUUGAAGGGGUUUUUUUGUGAUCGUGCAUUGCAUUGGAUAUCAAAUAAAUGGAAUUAUUCUCAUGAGUUUGGGUUUGCUUUAGCAAUGAUUA
This is a messenger RNA of Medicago truncatula (barrel medic), 1790 nucleotides long. Its product is annotated as vacuolar cation/proton exchanger 3. The record is from RefSeq and is a predicted model, not a curated record. Gene Ontology annotation, biological process: calcium ion transmembrane transport; intracellular calcium ion homeostasis. The transcript is spliced from 12 exons. Gene Ontology annotation, cellular component: plant-type vacuole membrane. Bases 111 to 1478 code for a protein of 455 amino acids. Gene Ontology annotation, molecular function: calcium:proton antiporter activity. NCBI's taxonomy places the organism in Eukaryota, Viridiplantae, Streptophyta, Magnoliopsida, Fabales, Fabaceae.